Messenger RNA from Anolis sagrei ordinatus, 4067 nucleotides. Lineage: Eukaryota; Metazoa; Chordata; Lepidosauria; Squamata; Anolidae. The record is from RefSeq and is a predicted model, not a curated record.
AAUUUCUUUGGAAUUUAAAAUUAAACUUUAGGUAAUUGCCAUUGAUAAAGCAUGUCUUUCUUCUUUUUCAGAAACAUGGACAACCCAAUAUUGGACACCUAAGUUUAUUACAAACAUGACGAUCCUUGAAGAACUAAAAUCAAUUUUACAAGUUUGGAGAUAAAAUUUUAGUGUGUAGAAGCACUUUUAAGAAUGAACACUACACCCAGUUGUGUUGGUACAUACAGAAGGAUGAGAAGAACACUAUGAUGGCAAAGAAUAAAGAGCCUCGUCCCCCAUCCUAUGCUAUUAGUGUGGUUGGACUUUCUGGAACUGAAAAAGACAAGGGGAACUGUGGAGUUGGGAAGUCGUGUUUGUGCAAUAGGUUUGUGCGUUCAAAAGCAGAUGAAUAUUACCCUGAACAUACCUCUGUGCUUAGCACAAUUGACUUUGGUGGACGAGUUGUUAAUAAUGAUCACUUUUUGUACUGGGGUGACGUAAUACAAUGUGGAGAGGAUGGAGUAGAUUGCAAAAUUCAUGUUAUUGAACAGACUGAGUUCAUUGAUGAUCAGACUUUCCUGCCUCAUCGGAGUACGAACUUACAACCUUACAUAAAACGUGCAGCUGCAACCAAAUUGCAGUCAGCAGAAAAACUUAUGUAUAUUUGCACAGAUCAGCUUGGGUUAGAGCAAGACUUUGAGCAAAAGCAAAUGCCCGAAGGAAAGCUAAGUAUUGAUGGAUUCUUAUUAUGCAUUGAUGUAAGUCAAGGAUGCAAUAGGAAGUUUGAUGACCAACUUAAAUUUGUAAAUAAUCUCUAUAUUCAGCUAUCAAAAUCUAAAAAGCCUAUAAUAAUAGCAGCAACUAAAUGUGAUGAAUGUGUGGAACAUUAUUUACGAGAAGUUCAAGCAUUUGCUUCAAAUAAAAAGAACCUUCUGGUAGUUGAAACAUCAGCAAGAUUCAAUGUCAAUGUAGAAACAUGUUUUACUGCACUGGUACAAAUGAUGGAUAAAACCCGUGGUAAACCUAAAAUAAUUCCCUAUCUGGAUGCCUAUAAAACACAGAGACAGCUUGUUGUGACUUCAACAGAUAAAUUUGAGAAACUUGUACAGACUGUGAGAGACUAUCAUGCCACUUGGAAAACAGUUAGCAACAAACUGAAAAAUCAUCCAGAUUAUGAAGAAUACAUUAAUUUGGAGGGAACCAAAAAGGCCAAAAAUACAUUUUCAAAACACAUAGAGCAACUUAAACAAGAACAUAUAAGAAAAAGAAGAGAUGAAUAUAUUAAUACAUUACCAAGAGCUUUUAACACACUUCUGUCAAACCUUGAUGAGAUUGAGCAUUUGAGUUGGUCUGAAGCUUUGAAACUUAUGGAGAAAAGGCAAGAUUUUCAACUAUGUUUUGUCGUGCUGGAAAAAACCCCAUGGGAUGAAACUGACCAUAUCGAUAAAGUGAAUGACAGAAGAAUCCCAUUUGACCUUUUGAACACAGUAGAAGCAGAAAAAGUGUAUCAAAAUCACGUACAGCAUCUAAUAUCAGAAAAAAGGAGAGUUGAAAUGAAGGAGAAGUUCAAAAAAACACUUGAAAAAAUACAAUUCAUUUCUCCUGGUCAGCCAUGGGAAGAAGUUAUGUGUUUUGUAAUGGAGGAUGAAGCUUUUAAAUAUAUUACAGAAGCAGAUAGUAGAGAAGUCUAUAGUAGGCAUCAACGAGAAAUAGUUGAAAAAGCCAAAGAGGAGUUUCAGGAAAUGCUUUUUGAACAUUCAGAACUGUUUUAUGACCUGGAUUUGAAUGCAACACCAAGUACUGAUAAAAUGAGUGAAAUUCAUGCAGUUUUGAGUGAAGAGCCUAGAUACAAAGCUUUACAGAAACUUGCACCUGAUAGAGAGUCUCUUCUUCUUAAACACAUUGGGUUUGUAUAUCAUCCUACUAAAGAAACAUGUCUCAGUGGCCAAAACUGUAUGGACAUUAAAGUAGAACAGUUACUUGCUGGCAGUCUUUUGCAAUUGGACCAUGGUCGUGUACAUUUUUAUCAUGAUAGUGCCAACAUUGAUAAAGUAAAUAUUUUCAUUUUGGGUAAAGAUGGACUUGCACAAGAGCUGGCAAAUGAGAUUCGGACACAAUCCACAGAUGAUGAAUAUGCCUUAGAUGGAAAAAUAUAUGAACUUGAUCUUAGACCGGUUGAUGCAAAGUCACCUUAUCUUUUAAGUCAGUUAUGGGCUUCUGCCUUCAAACCACAUGGGUGUUUCUGUGUGUUUAAUUCAAUUGAAUCACUUAAUUUUAUUGGAGAAUCAAUUGGAAAAAUCAGGGCUGAAGCAUCUCAGAUAAAAAGAGACAAGUAUAUGGCCAAUCUUCCAUUUACAUUAAUCCUGGCUAAUCAGAGAGAAAGUGUUAGCAAGAAUUUGCCAAUCCUGAGACAUCAAGGACAACAGUUGGCAAAUAAGUUGCAAUGUCCUUUUAUAGAUGUCCCUGCUGGUACUUACCCACGUAAAUUUAAUGAGACUCAAGUAAAACAAGCUUUGCGGGGAGUUCUGGAAGCCGUUAAACAUAACUUUGAUGUUGUAAGUCCUGUUCCUACAAUUAAAGACCUCUCAGAAGCUGAUUUAAGGAUUGUUAUGUGUGGCAUGUGUGGAGAUCCCUUCAGUGUAGAUCUUAUUCUUUCACCCUUCCUUGAUUCCCAUUCUUGUAGUGCAGCCCAAGCUGGCCAGAAUAAUUCGCUAAUGCUUGAUAAAAUUAUAGGUGAGAAACGGAGACGAAUUCAAAUAACAAUAUUAUCAUAUCAUUCUUCAAUUGGUGUAAGAAAGGAUGAACUUGUUCAUGGAUACAUAUUAGUUUACUCUGCCAAAAGAAAAGCAUCUAUGGGAAUGCUUCGAGCAUUUCUGUCAGAAGUGCAAGAUACAAUUCCUGUGCAGUUGGUGGCUGUUACUGACAGUCAAGCAGACUUUUUUGAGAAUGAAGCUAUCAAGGAAUUAAUGACUGAAGGUGAACAUAUAGCAACAGAGAUCACUGCUAAAUUCACAGCCCUAUAUUCUUUAUCUCAGUAUCACCGCCAAACUGAGGUUUUUACAUUGUUCUUCAGUGAUGUUUUAGACAAGAAAAAUAUGAUUGAAAAUUCCUAUAUGUCUGAUAACGCAAGAGAAGCAACACACACAAAUGAAGAUGUGUUUCUGCAUUCCCCCAGAGGGAGCUCUCUUGCUUACAAUUAUUAUCCAGAUUCAGAAGAUGAUACAGAAGCCCCACCUCCUUACAGCCCAAUUGGAGAUGAUGUACAGCUACUCCCGACACCCGAUCGCUCAAAAUACCGAUUAGAUUUGGAAGGUAAUGAAUAUCCUACUCAUAGUACACCUUUGAACUGUCAUGAUCAUGAACGCAACCAUAAAGUGCCUCCUCCCAUAAAACCGAAGCCAAUAGUGCCCAAGACAAAUGUGAAAAAACUAGAUCCAAACCUAGUAAAAACUAUUGAGGCAGGCAUUGGUAAAAACCCAAGGAAACAAUCUAGAAUGGCUUUGGCACCAACUGAUGAUCUUGAUCCGUCUGAUAAUUAUGCAGAACCAAUAGACACUGUUUUUAAGCACAGAGGUCUUACUGAUGAUAUCUACGUAAUUCCAGAUGAUAGUCAGAAUCGUGUGGUUAAAAUUCGAAAUUCAUUUAUUAUAAGUAAUGCCCAAGGAGAUGAAGAAAAUGGCUUUCCUGAUAGAAUGUCAAAGACCCAAGGUGAAAGACGACCUUCAAAAUACAAAUACAGAUCUAAAACGCUAUUCAGUAAAGCCAAAUCGUAUUAUAGGAGAGCACAUUCAGAUGCAAGUGAUGAUGAAGCUUUUACUACAUCUAAAACAAAAAGAAAAGGAAGACAUCGUGGUAGCGAAGAAGAUCCACUUCUCUCUCCUGCAGAAACAUGGAAAGCUGGUAUUGAUAAUCCUGCUAUUACAUCAGAUCAAGAAUUAGAUGAUAAAAAGACGAAGAAGAAGACCCAGAAGGUGAAAGAAGAUAAAAAAGUAAGUUUAAAAAAAUUAAGUGUUUACUUUCUAAGCCACAAUGUCUUUAUGUUGUUUCAGAAUGUUUUUAUAGUAGUACCCCAUUUUCCUUCUUAUUAA